CUUGACAUAGGGAGUGAAGAAGAACGUGGGUUUGUGUUGUCACAUCUCCAGAAAAUUGGUCGCAUAAUCAUGUUAUGGACAGGUCUUAAUGACCUAAAGAACCCCAGAACUUGAAAUACUUCCUGAAGAGAAGCUGGGGCUAUAACCUACUCAGAAGAUUUCAGCAGCCUCAGGAAAACUGCCAAGCACUGUGACACUGAUAAGAAUUAGCAACACUGUGAGCAGGAUUAGUUCUGUAGCAUUUGUAUUCUCACAGUUUCUCCUUCUUUAACCCUACUUUGAUCUGUAUCUGAAUUCAAACACUCUCUGAUGAGUGUGAUCAUUCUGUGGAAUGCAACAGAGACCCUGUAGGUGUAGGGUAGUGCAUGAAUGAAUGGAGUGCUUUGGUGACACCCUCAUGUCUGUUCUGACACUCGAUGCAGUUCUUCAGUUAGGAAGUGCAAAAGGUAGCCAAAGACUGUUUAAUUUUCUUUCUCUUGCAAGCCUUGCUGCAGAGGUUUGUGGUCUCCUGUGCUCGUCAAUAAUUCUAGUGUUUAGGAAAACCAGUACAUAAAAAAAGAUAUGCAGCGAUCUGUGUAGCAUUUUUGAAAUGGCAGACUAUAUGCACAAGUCCUGCUGAAAGACAAGUUCAAGUAUUUCACACCAUUGAAGAUGUUCUUUGCUCUCUUGGGAAGUGAAAAAUAGCACAAUAUUUUAUUUUAUUUUUUCAACACAACAAAUUAAUCGAAAAAUAGGCUUAUUCUCAACAAAUAUGAUUUUUCAUUUUCUCAGAGAAAUGAGAAAAAUGUUUUUUUUCCUCCCUCUUCCCUCUUCUAAGCAUUUUUAAUAAAAGAAUAAACAACAGAAGUCUUAAAAUCAGGGUGGUACCUCAGCUUUUCUCCAUUGUAGUACUUAAAACAUUCACUUAGCCUGUAGGACCACAGACUUGCAAUGUCUGACAGCACUCAUGCUCUUUUACCUGUGGAGAGUGCCUCAGUGCCAUGCCUAAAUGUUCUGGGGUUUCCAUUAAGGCCCUGCAGAUGUUAGAAUAUGUUAGUGUCCCGCAGAUUGAAGCCUGUGUCCCACUGGAGGGCUCUGCCAUGGGAUGCUGGAAGCAGAUUCCUCAAGCAUCUUUCCUCCAAAAUGUCAUGUUGUGCCACCCUAGUGCUUGUAGAGCUCUGCUGGAAAAACAGAAAGUACCUCAAAGGUUGGAAACCUGGAGUGAGGUGAGUGUCCUAACAGCUGAGAAACCAGCAAACAGGAGAAGGGGAAAAGAUGGAUAGCAUUUCCUCAUCUGAUUGUGAAUCUAGCCAUGGUUUUUCAGAUAAAUAUUUUUGUUUUCAGACUCAGUUUAUGAGUACUUUUGACUGAGUGAUUUUUAAGUGAAUGCCCUUUUUAGAAAAUUAUCCAUACAAGAUUAUUAAUCUAUUAGAUAAAUAAUGAUUUUUAAAGUCUUGUUUGUACAGAUAAAGCACACUCAUGUGGCUUAUAUUAUAUUAUAUUAUGCUAUGUUAUAUUAUUAUCUUGUAAUUUUUUGUGAUAGAAGGGAUGGAAUUUUAGAUUGGAACCUUUAUUAAAAAUAGACCUAUAUAAUCAACUUGUAUAAAUGAAGUACAUAAUUUUUUGAUAUUUAGGAAAAUGCUUGCAGUGAGGGAAACCUUAAUAAUUUACGAAUGUAAUCUAAAAAUGUCUGGGUUUUAAUUUCCUUUAUUUCAAUCUAGGAAGAAGGUCAGCUUGUGUGGACAGAUGGAUCUCCUUAUCUUCUAAAAGAUGGUAUCUCAUCUCUGUCAAUGAUACCAGAAAAUCAAACUGACUGCUAUGCCCUUCAGAGAGAUCCCACUGGCCCAGACUAUUUCUUCACAGGAUUUUUCUGCUAUGUCCAGCUCCCCUAUAUUUGUGAAUAUGAAUUACCUGUGGUACCAGAAAACUUCAUGUUUGAUGUGCAUGAUGUCAAGACAACUGAAGCUGUAUUUGUGUGGAGCAGUAUGGACAUGUGGCUUAAGUCAGGCUUUACACUUAUACUUAAGUACUACUUUGAUCAGUGGAAACCAUACAUUCUGAACUUGCCUGUGAAUACAACUCAAAUAAAAAUUGGGCAGCUGUCUCCAGGCCUUCACUAUAGUUUCUUAUUAGCAGCAAGGAUCCCAGAAGGAGCACAGACUAGCUUAAGUCCAAUUCUGAAGGUAGAAACAAGGCCCUUGCACUCCCAGAAGUUAGAGGCUACAUAUGUUUCAUCUACAGAAAUACAUUUAACAUGGAAGUCUCCACAGCAUUCAUACAGCAUUUCUUUUCAUCACUACCUGGUCAGCAUAUUGGAUACUGAAACCAACAACUGGGAACAGCUGCCAGUUGAAAAAAGCAAGACUUCAAUCGUCAUACAAAAUAGAAAACCUUAUCAUCAGUAUCAGUUAUAUUUACAGAAAGUAGCAGAGAAAGGAACUCUAAGCUGCCAUGAGAAGCCUAUAUUAAUCACAACAGCUGUCAGUCCACCUACAGCUGUUUAUAUUCACCCAGAGGAUGUAGAAGAAGAGAGUGUAAUCCUCCACUGGAAGCUGCCACAAGAGUGUCAGGAAUCCUACAUUCAAGUGAAACCUAAUGCUGGCAUUGGUGAAACGAAAAAGUUUUUAUUAAGUAAUAAAGAAGAACUAAAGGUUGAUGACCUAACUCCUGGAAUGGCUUAUGAAAUAGCAGUGGCAAGUGUGAAAAAUGGGACUAUGAGUGAACUGAAGACCAUUCAAUGCACUUUAAAGCCCAAGCCUGUUCAAAUUGUAGUUCCUUAUGAGCUGUACAGCAGUGCUGUGGUACUGUUUGUUCGCAUGCCUGAUCUCGGAGUAUUUGAUGGCAUAUAUGUUACAAGUAAAGAAGGACCUAAUGCAACAUUCAUUUUAAAAAGUGAUGGUAAAAUAACAAUUGAGAACCUUACUGCAGGAAGAGAAUAUAAUUUCUGUGUCUCCACAAAAAGUGGAAAAAUGUUGAGCUCCUUUUACCAUAUAAACAGUGUAAAAACAUGUCUGGCAGCUCCCCUGAAUGUACGAGAGGGUGAGGUCACUGACACUUCCAUACAGCUCUCCUGGGACCGUGCCGAUGGAGAUUUCGAGCAGUACGAGGUUACCUGCACUAACUGUGCAAGUGCUUUCAAGGUCCAGAAGGUCAAGCAAGAAGCAGCAAUAUUUUCCAACCUUAGUCCUGGUAAGCUGUACAGUUUUGCAAUUCGAACAGAGAAGGAAGGUUUCAGAGACAGUGUUUUUGUGAAAAAAGCAAUAGAGACAGCACCAAGUGCAGUCAAAUAUCUGAACUGCAGCAGAGACUCUGAAUCAAUAACUGUUACCUGGCCCCCAGCCCAAAGUAUGUUUGAUGGAUAUGUUCUUUCAAUAAACAGUAAGGACUUCAACGAGAAGAAAAUGUUACCUUCUGGUGUGAGAAUGCACAAAUUUGAGCAUCUUCUGCCAGGCACUGAUUUCUUAAUCAAUAUUAUGACAACCAAUGGAUUAAAAAGAAGUUACCCAACUGUUCUCAAGAUUAGCACCUAUCCUGAUCCACCAUCAGAUUUACAAGUGUUUGGUCAAGAAGAAAAUACAGUCUAUUUUUCUUGGAAACUACCAAGAGGAGGAUUUGAUAUGUUUCAGCUUUCAUAUUGUCUGAUGAAUAAAGAAAUGCUGCUUACCAGAACUAUUUAUGACAGCAGAGCUGUAGUGAAAAAUCUGACCCCUGGGACAGAAUACAUUUUUCGGUUAAGAACAAUUAAAGGCUUGGAUUCCUCUGUGGCUGUGGAGAAAAAAGUCAUCACAAAACCUGCUGGGAUAUGUGGUCUGAUAUUAAAAAUGGUAAAUACUUCCUCUGCAACUGUAAUGUGGAAUCCAACCAAGACUAACUUCACUUCAUAUAAAGCAUCUUUAUCCAACAACACCUUCAUUAAAAAGUUCAGAAUUCCAGGAACAGAGACUGACUUCAGUGUUACAGACCUGAUAGCUGGGGGCAUUUACAAUUUCACACUGAAAAGACUAAAAGGAAAUAUCGAAGGAGCUUCUGCUUUCCUUGAAUUUGUAACAGAACCUGCAAAGCCAGAAGGUCUUAAAUUCUUCAAUGUUUCAUCAUAUUAUUUUUCACUGUAUUGGAGACUACCGUAUGGACUUGUAGACAGAUUUCAUGUGGCUCUUGUUCCUGAUCAUGCCUCUGUUGUUAUCCUAGAUCUUGGAGUUAGGGAGUAUCAAGCUGAUUUUUCCAAUACUAUUCCUGGAACAACAUACAAUGUUACAGUUUCUGCAGUUUCUUCUUCCGUCUAUAGUUCACCUGCAAGUAGAACUGUGACAACAAAUGUGACAAAUCCUGGACCACCUGUGUUCCUUGCAGGUGAAAGAGUGGGUUCUGCUGGGAUUCUGCUGUCAUGGAACACACCACUCUAUCCAAAUGGGAGAAUUCUAUCCUAUAUUGUUAAAUAUAAAGAAGUCUGCCCGUGGAUGCAAACAGCUUAUACACAGGUCACAACAAAGCCAGAUAGUUUGGAAGUUCUUCUCACCAGUCUUAACCCUGGAACAACUUAUGAAAUUAUGGUUGCUGCUGAGAACAGUGCUGGUAUUGGAGAGUUUAGCGAUCCUUUCCUCUUCCAGACUGCAGAAAGUGCUCCAGGUAAAGUAGUGAAUCUCACAGUUGAAGCCUUAAAUUCUUCAGCUGUAAAUCUGAUCUGGUUUCUCCCUCGGCAACCAAAUGGAAAGAUUACUAGUUUCAAGAUUAGUGUGAAACAUGCAAGAAGUGGAAUUGUAGUGAAAGAUGUCUUGGUUAAAGUAGAGGACCUUCUGUCUGGGAGGUUACCAGAAUGUAAUGAUAAGAGUGAAUCUUUUUUGUGGAGUACUACCACUCCUUCAACUACUUUUGGGAAAUCCACAAGUCUUUCACAGACUACAGUGACACCAAGUACAGAAGCAGCAAGUCAGAUGAGCUCUGUUUGGAGUGAACCGAUCAGCUUUGUAGUAUCUAACCUCAGGCCAUACACCACCUAUCUUUUUGAAGUCUCUGCAGUUACCACUGAAGCAGGCUACAUUGACAGCGCAAUUGUCCGGACACCAGAAUCAGUUCCAGAAGACCCACCACAGAAUUUUGCCAAGAGCAACAUUACAGCAAAGUCUUUCUCAGUAAUGUGGGACCCACCAACCAUAGUAACAGGGAAAUUCAGUUACAGAGUUGAGCUGUAUGGACCAUCUGGUCAUGUCCUGGAUAACAGUACAAAAGACCUUAAGUUCGUGUUCAGUAACCUUGUGCCGUUUACAACAUACCAGGUGUACGUCAGUGCUGAGACAAGCGCUGGGGUGGGGCCAAAGACCAACCUCACAGUUUGCACUCCUGCGGAUGUCCCAGGUGCUGUAUCAGAUUUACAAGUAGCAGAAGUGGAAGCCACAUAUGUAAAAAUUACUUGGAGAAAGCCACAACAACCAAAUGGAAUCAUUACCCAGUACAGAGUUAAAGUACAUGUGCAGGCAACACUCGCCACUCUGGAAAACACUAUUCUUGGAGACAAAAAUAAGUAUCUGAUUGACUCUUUGGAACCAUACACAAUAAAUGAAAAUAUCAAACCUUCUUCUACCCCUUGGAAUUCAAUGGAAGCAGAGAAUGAUUUAUAUGAAGGUUCAGCUGAAAUGUUUUCCAGCAUUCAGACAGCUUCCCCAGUAAUAUUUACAAGUGUAACUGCUGAUAAUUUGCCUGAUAUAAAUGGAGCUGCAGAACUACAUUCUGCUUUGGAUAAUCAAUAUAACAUCGACAUUUUGUCUGAAGAGCUGUCAUACGUUAUAAAGGGCCUCACACCUUUCACAGAUUAUACAAUUAGUGUGUCUGCUUUCACUGCUGUUGGAGAAGGACCACCAUUAAUUCUUACAGUCAGGACAAGUGAACAAGUCCCAAGCUCAGUACAAAAUAUAUUUUACAAGAAUAUUAGCUCCUCCUCUAUCUUGCUGUAUUGGGAUCCUCCACCAAAUCCUAAUGGGAAAAUCAUUCAUUAUACUGUUUAUGCGAUGGAACUGGAUACAAAAAGAACAUUUAAUGAAACAACUUCAAACAACAGCUUACUUAUGACAGGUUUAAAAAAGUACACAAAUUACAAAAUGAGAGUCACAGCCUCUACCGCAGUUGGAGAAAGUGCUUUGUCUGAGGAGAAUGAGGUGUUGGUGCGAACCCCUGAGGACGAACCAGAUUCCCCACCACAAAACGUAGAAUUAAUAAAUGUAACUGCAACAGAAAUAAAUCUGAGAUGGUUACCACCUCAGCAGCCUAAUGGUCUCAUAACUCACUACGAAGUUCUGUACAGUGAUUCCAAUGAUUUUUUAAUUAAAAAUGCCUCAUCUCCAAGUAUAUCACUAAGUGAAAUGAAGCCAUAUACUCACUACAACAUCUCAGUAAGGGCAUUCACCAGACUUGGCCAUGGGAAUCAGUCAUCUUUUCCGCUUCUGGUCAGAACCUCUGAAACUGUUCCUGCUUCUGCACCAGAAAACAUAACCUAUAGGAACAUCUCAUCCAUGGAAAUUGAAUUAUCAUUUUUUCCACCAUCCAUUCCCAAUGGAAUCAUACAGACCUACACAAUAUAUCUCAUGAGGACUAACGGGACUGAGGAAAGAAUUAUAAACACUACCCUUCUGACACUACGUAUUACAGAUUUAAGUAAAUAUACAGAAUAUACUGCAGAAGUGUCUGCCAGUACCGCAAUGGGGGAGGGUGUUCGUAGUUCACCUCUGCAUAUACUAACUGAUGAAGAUGCUCCAAGUUCUCCUCCACAAGCCCUCUCUGUAAAACAGUUGUUGGGUGUCACUGUGAAGUUGUCAUGGAAACCUCCACUGGAGCCAAAUGGAAUUAUCCUCUAUUACACAGUUUGUGUCUGGAAUAAAAUGUCGAAGAGGUGUAUAAAUGUAACAGAAACAUCACUGGAAUUCACAGACCUAGAAUAUAACUAUGAGUAUAGUGCUUACCUAACAGCAAGUACAAGAUUUGGAGAUGGCAACAUAAAAAGUGAUACUAUAACAUUCAGAACUUCUGAAGGAGCACCAAGUGAUCCACCAAAGGAUGUUACAUACAGAAACCUUACUUCCACAUCAAUAAUGCUUUUCUGGUCUCCUCCUCAAAAGCCUAAUGGAAAUAUACUGUACUACUCAGUUUAUUUCAAAAACAAUUCAGGAAUAUUCAUACAGAAUUUCACAAGUUAUGAUAAUGACAGCAACGUCAGUGUAGUGCUGGAUGACUUGGCAAAAUACAGCUAUUAUACUUUGUGGUUAACUGCAAGCACAGCAGUUGGAGAUGGAAACAAAACCAGUGAAAGAAUAGAUGUGUAUACAGAUCAGGAUAUCCCAGAAGGUUUUGUUGAAAGUCUGAUCUAUCAAAACAUUUCCUCAUCUUCUGUAAAUGUAAGCUGGCUUCCACCAUCCCAGCCAAAUGGCUUAGUCUUCUUUCAUGUUUCUCUAAGUUUAAUGCAACUGGGAACCAGUAAGAUAUUAUCUUUCCUUACUUACAACACAAGCAUAAUUUUUGAUGAUCUGGAGAAAUACAGUGAUUACAUUCUGAAAAUCACACCAGCCACUGAUAAAGGAUCUUCUGAACGACAUACUCUAAGUCUUCAUAUAAGAACAGAUGAAGAUGUCCCAGAAUCAGCGCCUGUAAUGAAAACAUUUUCAAAUCUCUCAACUACCUCAGUUAUGCUUUCAUGGGACCCUCCCACAAAGCCAAAUGGUAUUAUAAUACAUUAUGAUUUAAAUCUAUUUGGGCCAGAAAGGAAUAAGUCAUUCUCUACCACCAAUAAUUUUAUCAUUUUGGAAGACCUUCUGCCAUUCACAUUGUACAGCAUUUAUGCAGCUGCCAGAACAAUAAAAGGACCUGGUCCAUCUGCUGUGCUUCAGUUCUACACAGAUGAGUCAGUGCCAUUAGCUCCACCCCAGAAUUUAACCAUUGUGAACUACACUGCAGAUUCUGUGUGGCUAAAAUGGGAUCCAAGUCCCCAGUCGAAUGGUGUUAUUAUGAGAUAUAAUUUUAAGAUUUAUCAAAACAACACUGAAAAACUUUUUUUUUGGAACAUUUCAGGCUCAAACCAUGACACAAACAUUGUUGGAUUAGAACCAUACAGCCCCUAUUUUAUCAGUGUCUCUGCCUUUACCAAGCUUGGGAAUGGCGAUCAGUUCAGUAAUGCUGUCCAAUUUACAACGAUGGAAUCAGUGCCAGAUGCUGUACAGAACAUUCAUUGUAUCGCAACGAGUUGGCAAUCGAUCCUAGUGCAGUGGGACCCUCCUGCUUCAGCCAAUGGCAUAAUUACACAUUACAUCAUAGCAGUUGAAGGAAAUUCUACAAAUGUUUCAUCUUAUGGUACACUGCAUACUUUUAGAAAUCUGCUUUCCAACGUUACUUAUCAAAUUAAAAUAAAAGCUGCAACAUCUGCUGGUGAUGGUGAGGAACAGAUAUGCAAUGCCAGUACACUUCCAGAAAAAGUUCCUAGUGCUCCCAGGGAUAUUGUUUUUUCCAAUGUGCAAUCAACAAGUGUGACCUUGCAUUGGAGAUCACCAAAAUCUGUCCUUGGCUACUUUCAAAACUACAAGAUUACCACACAGCUACAAUCCAUCCACUGCAGUGACUGGGAGGCUAUGGACUGUAUUGAAUAUGAGAUGCAUCAGUAUUUAUAUGAAAAUGUCAUGGAUGACUGGAUAGAAGACACAGUGUAUGGACUGAAAAAAUACAGAUGGUACAGAUUUGCUGUUGCUGCCAGUACAAGUGUUGGUUAUGGCAGUUCUUCACCUUGGAUUUCAACUCAAACCCUUCCUGGCUCUCCAGAUGGUCCUCCAGAAAAUGUGACUGUUUUAGCUACAUCUCCUCACAGUAUUAAUGUCACCUGGAGUGAACCUGCCAUCAUUACGGGACCAACGAGCUACCUCAUAGAUGUUACCUCAGUGGAUAAUGACAACUAUAAGGCUCAGUUUUUGAAGACAAAUGAGGAGGAUAAAAUCUUAGAAAUUUCUGAUUUGAAAGCAUUUACGAGGUAUUGUGUAGUGAUCAUUGCCUUUACGGGGGAUGUUAAUGCUGCACUCCUAGAAGGCAAGGCCAGUUCCCCUGUAAUUGUCUCCACUUUUGAAGCAGUGCCUGAAGACCCACCUAACAACAUAACUUUCCAGAAGAUACCAGAUGAAGUAACAAAAUUCCAAGUAACAUUUGUGCCACCAUCUGAACCAAAUGGAAAUAUACAAGUGUAUCAAGCUAUGGUUUACAAUGAAGAUGACCCUGCUGCCAUCCAGAUCCACAACCUUAGUGUCAUUGAAAAAAAAGAUCAGUCAGUCACUGCCAUGAUAGAAGGACUAAAAGGAGGACAUACCUAUAAUGUCAGCGUGUAUGCAAUUAACGGUGCUGGUGCAGGGCCAAAAAUUCAAUUGAAAAUAACCAUGGAUAUCAAAGAACCUCCAAGGCCCAAAAAGAAACCAGCACCAGUUUAUGAUACCAAUGGAGCAUUACUCGUCACAGCUACAACAAUUACAAUCAGAAUGCCAAUAUGUUAUUACAGUGAUGAUCAUGGCCCUAUCAAGAAGAUACAAGUUCUUGUAGUGGAAGCUGGAGCUCAGCAUGACGGGAAUGUAACCAAGUGGCAUGAUGCCUACUUCAACAGACCAAGGCCAUAUUUUACAAAUGAAGGCUUUCCAAACCCACCAUGCACAGAAGGAAAAGAAGAUCUGAGUGGGAAAGAAGAGAUAUAUGUCAUAGGUGCUGAUACUACAUGUCUGAUAUCAGGCAGUCAAGACAAAAUAUGCAAUGGCCCACUGAAACCAAGGAGGCAGUACCUAUUUAAGUUCAGAGCAACUAACAUUAAAGGGCAGUUUACAGAUUCUGACUAUUCUGACCCUGUCAAAACAUUGGGUGAAGGAGCGACAGGAAGAUCUGUAGAAGUUGUCCUUGCUGUAACUUUGUGUAUAUUUUCAGUUGUUCUUUUGGUGGCUGCAGUAUAUGCUUUUGCAAGAAUUCGGCAAAAACAAAAAGAGGGAGGCACAUACUCCCCACGAGAUGCUGAAAUUAUUGACACGAAAUUCAAACUGGAUCAGCUGAUCACAGUGGCCGACCUGGAGCUGAAGGAUGAGAGAUUUACACGGCCAAUAAGCAAGAAAUCCUUUCUACAACAUGUUGAAGAGCUUUGCACAAACAACAACCUAAAGUUUCAGGAAGAAUUUUCGGAACUUCCCAAGUUUCUUGAAGACCUUGCUUCAACAGAUGCUGAUCUGCCUUGGAACAGGUCUAAGAAUCGUUUCCCAAACAUAAAGCCAUAUAAUAACAACAGAGUAAAGCUGAUGCCUGAUGCUGGUAUUCCUGGAUCUGACUACAUUAAUGCCAGCUAUGUGUCUGGCUAUUUAUGUCCAAACGAGUUUAUUGCAACUCAGGGACCAUUACCAGGAACAGUGGGUGAUUUCUGGAGAAUGGUGUGGGAGACAAGAGCUAAAACACUUGUGAUGCUCACACAAUGUUUUGAAAAAGGACGUAUAAGAUGUCAUCAGUACUGGCCAGAAGAUAAUAAACCAGUGACUGUGUUUGGGGAUAUAGUGAUUACUAAAUUGAUGGAAGAUAUUCAAAUAGACUGGACCAUCAGAGACCUAAAAAUUGAAAGGCAUGGAGACUGCAUGAUGGUGCGACAGUGUAACUUCACUUCUUGGCCAGAACAUGGAGUCCCCGAAACUACUGCACCAAUUAUCCAUUUUGUAAAACUUAUCCGUGCAAGUCGAGCACAUGAUAACACACCGAUGGUGGUUCACUGCAGUGCUGGUGUUGGAAGAACAGGUGUUUAUAUUGCACUUGACCAUUUAACCCAACAUGUAAAUGACCACGAUUUUGUGGAUAUCUACGGACUUGUAGCUGAGCUAAGAAGUGAAAGGAUGUGUAUGGUACAAAACCUGGCACAAUAUAUAUUUUUACAUCAAUGUGUAUUGGAUCUAUUGACAACUAAGGGAGGUAGUCAGCCCUUAUGUUUUGUAAAUUAUUCAGCACUGCAAAAGAUGGACUCUCUGGAUGCCAUGGAAGGUGAUGUGGAGCUUGAAUGGGAAGAAACAACCAUGUAAAUACUAGGAGUAAAUAUUACAGAAAAGGAGAUUUUGAAAAUCAAAGUAAUAUUUUUCUAACCACAGGGGCCAAAGCGAAUUCCCCUAUUUUGUUGAUUAAAGGAAACACAGAUGAUUGAGACAUCUUUUCUUCUAUCAAUGUGCCUUCAUAAAUAAGUUAAAGUAUUUUAUUCAGAACACUGAGCAAUAAUGGUUUGGAGUACUGUUGCACAUACUGCACUUCUGGUGUUAUAUAAAUAGUUCAUUCAGUAUGUAUUUAAAGUGUAUUUGAACACAUUCCUUUUUUUCCAAACUAUCUUUGUAAAAGAAAAAUGAGCCAAAUAGGAUGUAAAAAAUUAAUAUUUCCAUUGAACCUACUUUGGUGUGAAUUUGCUGUGUUCUGUGUGUUUUGGUUUUAAGUAAAAGCUAAGGUUUCUUUACUCAUUCUUGACAGAUUGGCUUCAGUGUUGUCAGUUCUUGCAGAUUAAUUCCAGGACCAUCACAAUGAUCUUUACCUCACUGUAUGUUCUUGUGUUUUGAAUAUUUUUUUUACAAGAGGUAGUACAUCAGCUCAUGAUCCUGAACAGCUGAAGAGUCACCUCCUGACAUAGGGAGGAUUAUUCAGCUUUUACACAGCACACAGUAGCUCUUCAGGGACACUUGGGGCUAUUUAAACUAUUUUAUAAUCAGCAGGUUGGGUUUUUUUAAAUACAUAAUGAUGAUUGCAUAUGUUCUGUGUGGAAAAAAAAAAAGUGUUUUACAUUCCUGCUACUUUUUCAAGCAGAUAAAACAAAGUAAAACUAAAAAUCUAUAAUGUGUUAUAAUGAAUGCUAGAUUGAUUUAUGUAAUAGAAUGUUUAGAAUUCUUUCAGCUUUCUUGAAUAUAACACUAUUCAGCAUUUUGAAAGUGGCUCAAAAUUUAUUAUCAAUGUAUUUUAUAACACAGUUGUCAAGUAAAAAUGUUUUUGCACCUUCCUCAGAUUUGGGAAAACUGCAGACACUGAAAAUUAUGGAAGCUAAUAUCUAGAGAUUUAAUAAGAGAAAACAGCUUCCAUUCCCAGUGAUGAUGAUAUGAUGGUUAUUGUUAUUAUUGUAAAUAGAUCUGAAACAGGAAUGACAGAAGCAGGAAGCUUGUAUCUGAGAAGAAAAGCAAAAAUUAGUAGAUUAGGAAGAUUAGACAGACAAUGAAACUGUGUGCCCUGGUUUUACAUGGAAGUGGCAGUAUUCAAUUGAUAUUAUUGGGUGGAAGGGUUGAUUGCUAAGUUUUUCUCAGGUAAAGAAAUGUAUCAUCAUUCUGAAUAACAAUGAAGCUGUGACCUUAAUAUGAGAUGCAAAACAUAAGAGCAAAGGUACUUUGGAACUGCCAUCUUAUAUUGUGUUUAGAUAGAAGAAAUCAAAGCUGUCUUGUUGAGGCUCAGGGAAGUCAGACAAAACUCUUUAGAACCCUGAAAUAUGUAUGUGAAGGGCUGUUCUUGUGUGCACACACUGAACAGAAUAGCCAAUGAACAAAAAUUUCCAUUUCUUCACUGUAGCUUCCAGACAGAAAAUCCUAUGCAGAAGGCAACGUGAUAUUUUUUCAGAACCAAACAACGGUGUUUGUAGAAACCGGCAAGGAUGCUACAGUGAAGACCCUUUGUAAUUUUGCAGAAAGUGCCAAAUAUGUAAAAUGAAAAUCAAAAGACAGCAUUUUAGGAGGUAGAAGUGGUCUACAGAGAUAUUUGGGCAAUCUGUCUUUAAGGAAGAUCAACGGUAUUGUAAACAUCACCUGUCAGGCUAAAAAGAAAACAAUGCCUUUUAAAGCUUGAUAGGGGAGAGAGAGGUGAUGUCCACAGCUGUUCAAGUCUCUGGCAAAGCAUUCGGUGCAGCUCUAGUUUCAUUUGGUUCCUAUGAAACAUGUGUUCUUCAUUUAUUAUACAUGUACUUUAAAGUAUUCUGACAAAUUGCUUAUAGGGACUUACAGAUGUUUUUCAUGAUUUGUGGUUGUACUUGGUAGCAGUACAGGGAGCACUGUGAUAAAUUGACAUUAUAGAGUCAUAAUCUUGUAUAGUCUUAUAUCCACAAUGGUGGAAUAUCUGCAGGAAAAAGCUAAGCCUUAUGCAACUUAGAGAUGAACUCCAGAAGUUCUAAAUGUGCUUAAGUGUUCUCUGGCUUUUAUAAAAUACUUAAUGGUGAAGAUUCUAUACACUCCUUUAGGGAACCUGCCUAUUGUUACACUACAUCCAGGAACAUGCUUGCCUGACAGAAAAUGGGACUCCCUUUUCUCUAUGAAAAGAAAUUCAAGUACUUUACUGUACAAUUUGACAUAAGCAAUCUGAUAUAUGCCACCUUGAUGCAUUUUGCAUUGUCUCCAGGGUAAAAGGUAAUAUUCAGCAUGAACUGGCCACAGCUCGUAAGGUACGUGGUCAGGGAAAGAGGUAUCUCCAAACAAUUCUCUCCAAGUACUGGUUUUUAGUAGUUUGAAACUUCCUGUGUGUCUGCCAAUGCUUUACAGGGAUAGAGGAUCAUUCAUAUAUCAAGAAAUUCCUCCAGACCUCAGUUCUGUUAUGAAGGAAGAUUUUCCUCAUAGUCUCUUGUUUUCCAUCCCUUCUUCCCUUUUGAAAUGUCCCUUCCCUAUGGUGGUGCUGCUAACAGCACUGCAGAGCUGAAGUCAAGCAGAAUUUGUCCAAUUGCUAUUUUAAAAAUAUAUUUUUAUAUAUGAAACAGCCCAUCCAUUCAUUUUUAAUGUCACCACUCAAUUUUCUACAAAUUCUUGGCACUUCUAAUAUAGCAAGAGCGUCCUCUGCCAAAAUUAGGAAUGGAAUGAAUCAAAAUUGGAGAAAAAAUCAGAAAUUCUACAGGAUUAUUGAAAUUAGGUCACACUGUACUAAAUUAUCUUGGAAAUUUCUAGAGACUGAGAUAUCUCUAUACAGAGAAGAAGCAAUAUUUUUAUACCUAUGUAUUUAUAGCCAGUUCAGCUGGACAGGAGACUACUGGCAGUGCCCUUAAAAUACUGACUGGUUCUGUUCACAAAGGUAACAGAAAGACAGCAGAACAUUAAGUUCAUGUUGAAUUUUAAGCACUUCUUGUACUGUUAAAAGAGUUGAUAAAAAUAAUUGGGAGUUCAGUUGUGAUUUUACUGCAUAUAUUGAGGUAUUCAGUAAUUCAAUUUCUUAACAUUAUGUGAAAGAUUAAUAAUGUGAAUUAAUCUGUGGAGCACCAUCUAUAUAUUGCUGCAAUAUAGAGUCUGAUCAUAAGCAGUUACUAAGAAAAUCAGCAAAGAACAAUGAGUCAAUCAUGUUCCAUACUAAGGUAGCAGGACAGGAAGCUUUCUUGGUUGCAUACAGAAAUUGAAAAACAACCUAGAUAUGGAUAUGAAUUUGCUGAGAUUCAGGAUACCAAGCCCUGUGAAGUCUGUGAACAGAGGAGAUUUUUUCUGAAAAUGUUUUGACAGCAGGUUAAAAUAAAAUUUGAGAAGUACCUGUUUCAGAGGGCCACAUAUGUGUUAAGCAUAACACAAAUGGAAAUAUUCAGUAAAAUUAGAUCCAAAAUAAUUUUUCUUUUAAGACCUAUGACAAAUAUUUAAUUAGCCACUGGUUUAGAGGAUAUACACAUGGUAAUAAGGAAUUCAGGGUUGUUUUAUAACUAAGUUAUUUGCCCAUUCACUGCUGCAAUGCAUUGAAUACAGUAGACUGUAACUGGAAACCAUUGACACAUAGCACUGAACACGUCUUUGUUGGUUUUGAUUUAAAGGAAAUGAGUCAGAGAAAAUGUGCUGAAAGGUGAUGCUCUGUUUCAACUUGUUGUCUGUGACUGUUGUGUAACCACCCUACAGUGUCAAAAAACCCCCAAUUAAUCCCAACAUUGUUCUCCAUGUUCUCUUCUCUUUUCCCAUGUUAUGUUUCUUAUCUGUAUGGGACUAUAUUAGAAGGAAUUGCAAACAGUAAUAUGGGUCAUCUGAAUUCCAGUACUGCAGGCAUGAUCUGCGUAUAGUGGUCUUACAGGUGUGGUCUUACUGCAAACCUUCCCUCCAUCUCUUUCCCAUGAGUUGGUUUCCAGAUGACAUCACAGAAUAUCAGCCAUGUUUUUGCUCUGACUCCUGUUCAAUACAUUUUCUGCGCUGUCCUCUCUGUGGCUAUGAUAACCAGGCAAGUGCAAAGCUACUUCUGUGGUUCCAGAGCUGAGCUAUGUUACCAGUGACAUGUCUUUGCAGCAUCAGCUCUGUAUACAAUUGUAAGGGUAAGCUGAUUUCCUAUCCAGAAGUUCCCAUAACUGCUGUAAUAAAUUCUGGUAUAAAUUUUAGUGCUGAUCAUUGUUC
Motacilla alba alba is the source of this 15302-nucleotide messenger RNA. It is a transcript of the gene PTPRQ, whose product is annotated as protein tyrosine phosphatase receptor type Q. Gene Ontology annotation, biological process: protein dephosphorylation. Gene Ontology annotation, molecular function: protein tyrosine phosphatase activity; protein binding. The transcript is spliced from 57 exons. The record is from RefSeq and is a predicted model, not a curated record. NCBI's taxonomy places the organism in Eukaryota, Metazoa, Chordata, Aves, Passeriformes, Motacillidae. The coding region runs from base 1770 to 11030 and encodes 3086 amino acids.